This is a messenger RNA of Myripristis murdjan (pinecone soldierfish), 9827 nucleotides long. Its product is annotated as storkhead-box protein 2-like. The record is from RefSeq and is a predicted model, not a curated record. The coding region runs from base 687 to 3839 and encodes 1050 amino acids. Gene Ontology annotation, molecular function: RNA polymerase II transcription regulatory region sequence-specific DNA binding. Gene Ontology annotation, biological process: regulation of transcription by RNA polymerase II. Gene Ontology annotation, cellular component: nucleus; cytoplasm. The transcript is spliced from 4 exons. NCBI's taxonomy places the organism in Eukaryota, Metazoa, Chordata, Actinopteri, Holocentriformes, Holocentridae.
UCCGUAUUCCAGCUGCCACCUUACCUGGCUGUACUGACACAGACCUGCAUCCAGUUUUGUUCGCAGAGAACAACGCAGUCUACCGAAGCACGCCGUGCAGGAGACGGGGCAGACAUUUCGGCGGCGAAUAGCAGCAUCCAGUCUCCCAGUUCGGUGCAGAGGGGGAAAAAGGGGGACAGGUGUCCCACGAGACCCGGUUGCUGCCUGGCGACGAGAAAAAGGGUUGCUCGUCGUGCGCCGCAUCCGUUGCCUGGGUGAAUUCAUUAGCUAACAUUAGCAUCAAGCGAGGUAACCUACCUAGAAAGGUAUCAACGACGUUUUCUUCUCCCGGUUUAAAACGUUAAUCACGAAUGUCAUCUUCUGUCGCGAGCGGGAAGCAUUGGAAAUGAACUGUCACUAAAUGCCGUUUCCCGUCACACGGCGAUAUAUUUCGGACGAAGGCGAAGAAAGACCGUAAAAGUGGAGGAAUGUGUCUCACAUUCGGCUAAGCAGCUAACGGGAGCUAGCAGGCUAGCUUCACGGACACAGUCAUGGGCUAUGCGGCUGGUGCAGAGUUUAGCCAGUAGCUUGAUACCCUGCUAGCUAACAUGGACUGUGUAUUAUCUACGGAGCCGAACGGUGUCUAAUGAUAAUUAAUACGAUGAUUAUAUUGCAUUCGGCAGCCAGCUAGAAAGACCGAGGUGACAAUGGAGUCUUUCCUGCAGAUAGCUCCCCAUUCCCUGGCAAUAGUGCUGUCCAGGGUCGGGGCUGGGGAGGCAGGAGGGGCGGCCGGGGUGUCAGAGAGUGACGAGCUGCCGAGGCACCACACCGGCUAUGAAAUAUUCGCCGAUUUUAAAGCGGAAAAUACCCAGCAACACGUGUGGAACCAGCGGAUUACUGAGGCCGUGUCCGAGACCUUCUUCCUAGGAUGGAUAGACGAGCAUGUGCUGCUGAUACAAGGGAAGGAGGACCAUUUGGAGGUGCUGAGGGAGGGAUGGAUGCGGAGGUCCCUCAACCCGCCCCGGGGCUUCACCAUCAAAUACCUGGGUGAUGUGUCACCCAUCAGUAUGUCCCCUAUUAGCCAAUCACAGUUCAUCCCUUUGGGAGAGGUGUUGCUGUUGGCUAUCUCUGCUAUGAACUCCGCCCAUAAACCUGUCACUCAGGAGGCUCUGACAGAACACCUGCAGACAUGUUUUCCAGGUGUUCCCACGCCAUCAGAGGAGGUUCUGCACCACACGCUGAGUAUGCUGGUCCGUGAGCGGAAGAUCUACCCAACGCCGGACGGUUAUUUUAUCGUGACCCCACAGACCUACUUCAUCACUCCCAGCCUCAUCCGAACUAGCUCUAAGUGGUACCACUUAGACGAGCGAUCUGGUGACCGACAUCAACAGCAGCAGCAUCAAAACCAACAGCAGCAUCAGCAGACGCAGUGCACCUCCCCUCUCUCUGGCACUAUCACCCCCUCCACCUCCGGAGGUGUGCGAGACCGGACACACCCAAAGCCAAGCCAGAACCACAGUGGGGGCGGCGGAGGAGGUGGGGAUUCAUCGUACAACAACAGUUACCGUGGAGACGACCCCCCCAGCCACCACACCACACUUCAGCGUCGAUCCCCCAAAGACCACCGUGAGGCAUAUUCCUCCCCACACUCCCCCCAGACACCUCCUCAACAGGGAGGAGGAACCACAGAAAAGAGCCGUAGCACCCUCAGCUUUCCCUUCAAGACGGACACGCUCACCAAACACCGAGGAGGAGGAGGUGGCGGAGGAGGAGGAGGAGGAGGGGGAGGAGGAGGAGGUGGAAGCGGAGGUGGAGGCAGUGGAGGAGGAGGAGUUGAGACAGAAAAGCAGGCAGGAGGAGGAGGUGGUAGUGGUAGUCGAAAGUUUGGUCUGAAGUUGUUCCGCCUGAGCUUUAAGAAGGACAAGGCCAAGCAACUGGCCACCUUCUCUGCCCAGUUUCCUCCUGAGGAGUGGCCCCUCCGGGACGAAGAGGCACCCAGCCAAUUGCCUCGGCAUGUAGAGAUGGAAAUUAUUCGCAGAAUUAACCCUGACCUCACCGUGGAAAAUCUGGCCAGGCACACAGCUGUCAUGAAGCGUCUUGAAGAGGAGCGUGCUCAGAGGAGUAAAGCGUCUUCAGCCAAUCAAAGCUCCAGGAGUCGGAGGAGCGGAGGCAGACACAGGAAACAGUCCCAAACCAAACCCAGUCGCUCACAUAGUAAGACCAGGGCAACCCGUGGUGAGCCAAGUGAUGGUUCCCAUUUGGAGCUGGCUGACAGGGACUACCGAGCCUAUUCAUCUUCACUGGCCCGGUCACCAAGAGAACAUGCCCUGGCCAUGGAGCGGCAGCGGGCCAGGCUUCAUUUGGCGCACAGCAACCCCAACAUCCUAGACUCCUCCCACCUGCCUGUUACCCCGGAGUGGGACGUAUCCGGCGAGCUUGCCAAGCGGCGGACAGAAAUGCCUUUUCCUGAGCCAAGCCACGGCCCAUCGGCUCACCAUUCCAAAGUCCACCGUUCUCAUUCCCACACCCAAGAGCGGAAGUCCAGGACCGAGCGCAGUGACAAGGCCAAGGAACGGUCUAGGUCGAUGGACAACUCCAAAGGACCGCUGGGGGCCGGUUUGAUCGGACCACCUGAUUACUAUGACGACAGGAGCCGUUACUAUACUGAUGAUGGAACUCUGCGAGCCAAUCAGAGCUCUUCUCAUUACUCACGGGCCACACCCCCGUCAACUAAACUGGCUGGGGAUUCACUCGGGUUGGACAGUGGGAGGAGCUUGGAGAAGAGUAAAAGCAGGGACAGCCUGCCAGCUUACUCACCAAAACCACUUCCUACUUCCAUCCCUCCUGAUGACUACUUCCAAUGCUCUGCCUCCUCUGAGGCUGUUCUCACAGCAGCCAACCCGCUGGGAACUCUGGGUAAAAGUAGCCAUGAUGGAUUGAAACUGGGCGGGGCUGACCGGCAAACAGACAGACAGACACCCCAUCCCCCAGAGUACAAAGAGGACAUGGCAAAGAUGGGUCCCAAGGGUGGCAGCCUGCCUCCAAUACCCCUCUCUCUCCCUGAUCCCCCUCUCCCUAAUGGCCGGCCACCUCACAGCACCUCCUCUGGCCAGGAGAAACGUAAAGAGAUCUUUAGUAAAGAUACACUCUUCAAACCUCCUCCCAGUCUCCCUCUGCCUGGCUAUAGCUCCUUGAGAAAAAACCCUGCCCUCACUGCCUCCGCUCUCUCCACUUCCUGUGACGCGCUUGACUCCCAGGAGGCCUUUGACGCUCCCAAACCUCUGGUGGCUACACCCUCUGCUCCAUCGCAGGGAAUCGAACCCACUACCAGUGCUGCUGAGGCCUCCUUCGACUACUACAACGUCUCAGAUGACGACGAACUCGAGGAAGGGGGUAAUAAAAGCAGAGGAGCGGAUGAGAAGGCUGGAGAAGGAGGCGUAGGGAUGGGAGGAGGAGGUGGAGGAACAAUGCAGUGGUUGCUGGAGAGAGAGAAGGAGAGGGAUCUACAGAGGAGGUUUGAAAGGAACCUCACCUUCCCCGGUGCUAAAGAGAACCUUCCUGAACCUAGUCAGAACCAGCAGUCGGCCCACUCUGCCAGACUGGACAGUAUGGACUCCAGCUCUGUCACUGUUGACAGUGGAUUCAACUCACCACGAACCAGGGAGAGCCUUGCAUCAAACACUUCCUCCAUAGUGGAGAGUAACCGUCGACAGAAUCUGGCACUAAGCCCCGGCCACCUUGGCAUUGCUACUGGCAACGGCCCCCCCUUCUCUUUUCGCGCUAUACCAGAACCUGCCAGCGCCCAACCAGAGAAACUCCAGAAGCCCAACGCCUGCCUCGCAUCAAUCACCAGCGUCUAGGGGUCAAGCUUAAGGCUGGAUGUGGCUCUCCAACUAGCAAGCUAACUAGCAGGGCCAAGGGAAAAAAGUCCCAGCCAAAGGACUGUUACAGUAUCUGACUGACAGACUGACUGAUUCAGUGGAGCUCCUACAGGCCCACUGAGGAACUACAGCUGUUACACACACACACACACACACACACACACACACACACACACACACACACACACACACACACACACACACACACACACACACACACACACACACACACACACGCACACACACACACACACACACACACACACACACAGGACAAGUACACUGACAAAUACACAAGAGAAGUUUAGGCCAGCCAGAAACUGCUCUGUUUCACACAUGUCCACACACACACUCACACAAACACCAGGCCACUGGGCAGACUCUGACCAUGUCAUUCUACAGCCUCUAGUUUACACACUGCUGUUGUGUUGUUUCACUUGGAUAUGACUGACUGCUGCCUGUAUAUAUACGUGUGUGUGUGUGUGUAUGUGUGUGUGUGUGUGUGUGUGUGUGUGUGUGUGCGCGUGUGUGUGCGUGUGUGUGUGCGCGCGUGUGUGCGUGUGCAUGCGUGCGCACAUGUGUAUGCGCGUGUGUGUGUGUGGUUGAGUGUCUGUGUGUGCAUGUGUGUGUGUAAUCUGUAAACUCAGGUCAUGUUAUUUCCACUCCCAUUCCAGCUGCUCAGACUCAGUGUGUCUCCCUAGUGGUGUCUCCUGGUAUUACACUCUAAAGAAUUGCAGCUCCUCUUCACCACUGUUACUGUUGGUACAGAUGCUGUCUUACAAGUCCAGCUCCUGUUCACUGUUCAUCGAUGUGUCCUCUCCUCUGUGUUCACUCACCAGCAGCAGCCACCACUGCAAGUGCACUGCAACAAAAAUGUAAAAUGAAUACCAUUGAUUAUCACAAUGAAAACUAAACAGUAAUAGGGAUGCACAGGCAGCAAAGUGACACGGUGUAGAUGGUCAAACGGCACGAUGCCCUCUGUAUAAUCAGUUUUGAUUUUCUCUUUGUUAUUGAUUUUUGUACCUGUUGAAGGCCAGGUGGCUGAUCUACACUGUUUGAACAAAGCUGCCCAUGUUGCAUUGUUUUAAUGGUAAGGAUCGUUUGAAAUUUCCACUCACAACUCAAAUUAUAUUGACAGCCUGACACCUUGCUCAGAUGUAACGUGUCAUGUUGAAGCAUCAGGCUCUUCCUGCUGUUUGUGUCCUGUCAUCAUAGCACACCUCACAACUAACAACUAGCAAACAGCCUAGCAAAUGAACUAGAUACCAUCUCUGCAAGCAAGAAGGAGUUAUUACAGGACCAUAGCAGUGAUUUUGAAUAUUUGGCCUGUUUACCACAGUUUAUAGAUUCCACAACAUAGAAUUAAAAUCUCUUGAUUUUCAAACUAUAGUUUUUGGUUGAAACACCCACCUUACAAUGUUCUGCUUUUGUGGCUAACAGUGUCUUCACCAUUCAUACACCACAGAACUAAAAAUUGGCUGCUUCCUUUAGGAAAAAGAUUAGAAGAAACAAAGAAUAUAUAUUUUGUAGAUGUGAUGCGAAACAUGCAGAACCACUGGUAUGGUCCUUUAAAACCACACUCAAGAAAGCAGCACUACAACAAAACAUGCCUAGUACAUUUUUCAGGGCUUAAAUUUUCCUCCUAACGCCCUAAUUUAGUUUGUCUUUCAAGCACUAACAUUGAAUAGUCGUACAGGGUUGGACUCUUUUCCACUUUAUCAGUCUUUCUUCAUCAGUUUUCUUUGUUUACACCAUAUUUGCUGACAGAAGAGAGUUGGGAACAGGUGGUUUCAUCAGUGCCAGGUUCAAGCCGCUGUCACAAUGCAAGCAGUCACUACUUUAAGUGGAAAAGAUAGAACUGACUGCUUGACGCCCUUAAUGUGACGCAUGCCGUCUGAGCAUGGUGUGAUGUUAUGUUGUGGCCUAAACUGCAGCUCCAGGGAUUUUUUAUUUUAUUUUUUGCCUUUCCCUGUUUCCCUGUUAUGUUAUCACAACAACAUCUCUGGUACGGUUUACAGCUUAGCUCAUCCAUUUGCUCAUCAGUAGCUGAGCAGCUUCCACUACUGACAAGGAUUUUGCUACCAACAAGCACCACAAAUUGUUUUCAGAAGAUGAGCAAUGGAUUUGCACUGUAGUGUAUAAAUCCUGUAUUGCAUGUUAGUUCUCAGAGCAAAGUGUCACUCCCAAGAUUGUGUGAGUUUUGGUUGGUUCUCUGUCACCGAGGGAUUGUACUGGAACAUGAGGAGGCCAAGUUUCUUAUUGAGACGGUGAGACCAGACCAAUCCACACCACACCAGUGUUACAUAGAGCAAAUGUGGAUGUGAUUUAAUUUUUUUUUUUUUUUUUUUAAUGUUUAUUUAAGAAUUUCAGGAUUGCUUUUUGGAUGUACUACUUACCACUUGGAUUCCGUUGAAUUUAUAAUGUUUGUGACUGCCCUCUUUUUCUUUUGUUGAGCUGUUUUGAUCAAAUCCCUGAGCCAUUCUCCCUCCUGGUGCUAAGAUGUAUUAUGGUCGGCUAUGGCCAUAACAGUAACAAUCAUAAUAAAAGAAUGUUGACAUAGGUGAAUUAUAGUAUUACAUAGCUGCCCACACUCAACACAACAGCUCCUGUGUGCACAUAUUUGACGCCAGCCAUUUCGUGUUCCUGGCUAGUAAGUAUUUGACUGAACUCGAUUAGGAUCACAAAAUGGUAUGUGAGAAAUCAUACCAUUGGGGAGGUCUGACCAAAUAGAUAUAAGGACAGAGAAACACACUGAGCUGACGUGCACGGUACCUACAGGCCUGCCAACGGGAACCAGGCCUUUUCUGCACUACAGGGUGAUUGGCACAGGGAGACAUCGAAUAACACCCACAUGUUAAACCAACACGAGUUUUAAGUGUUGGUGGAAUUGUGAAACUAGACCUGAGCUGAGCUGGAUUCACCCAUCCGUACAAAACCCUGCAGUCCUAUAGGUCCAAUCAUUUCAAUCCCGCUGUCCUGUAGGCUCAGGGAGCUGUUAGUCAUCCCACUGUCCUUGUCCUACUGGCUCUUCUACAACUACCUCCACAGCAGCAAAAAUACAGCCCACCCCUUCUACUACCACACUGUCAUCAGCCUCUAGCCUGUGAAUGUCUAUGUACACACACACACACACACACAUGCACGCACACCCUAAUACACUAUACAUCAAAGUGCUGGACUCCCCUGUUGUCUCCCUCUCUUUCUUUCAAACAGAGCUUCUACAUGCUAGCAUUGCAGUUCAGCCCCCACCACCCUACCCCAUCCCUGCUCCUCUUCCGUGUGUCAUUACCAUAGCAACCACUAGUGUCACUUGACAUUCUCUGCAGAACGAACCUGUGUCCAAAUCCUAGAGGGGGCCUUGAAGUCAAAUGCAACCCUCAACACAGGCUAACAGGCACUCUGCAAGUCUCAGCUGGGUAAAGCUUAGACCAGAACCAUAAAGGGACAUGAAUUUGCCUUUGCACUUUUCUCUGUACCACCACAUUGGCUCUACGGUCCUGCUGCAUGGUCAUUGCUAGGUAAUUGGUAAUCUUAAAAAUAUUGGCCAUCUCACUAAAAGACACACCAAAAUGUAAAUUAUUACAGAUUUCUAUUGUAAGAAACACUUCUCAGUUUUAAAGAGGAGGCUCUUUUACAUAAAAGUCCAAUCUUAAAUCUGAAAUAGGAAGAAUCUAAGGAUUCUAGGAUUUUUCACAAUUCUGUAUUACAGAGGCAAAUCCUAAUUUACUUUAGGAAUCAUAUCUUAUCUUACAUCAUCCUGUCUUACGAAAUCCUCAGUCAACUUCACUUUUCAACUUUUGUGUGUUAACUAUCAAGCGGACACUCAUCUCACCAAGUUAAUCAGUACUUUGUAACUGCUGUUUUUGUUUUUGUUUUUGUUUUUUUUGGUUUGGACUGACUGACUAGCUAGUUUAAGAACAACAACGAUGAGUUGGAGGUGUUGGGCACAUCUGUAGAGCAAGUUAAAUAUUUUCUGUUUGGGAAAUUUUCAGCAAUGCUUCAGUCGGGUUUGCCAUAAGCCUUUCAGCAAAUAGGUUCCUCCUGUUGACAUUUUGUUUGUUCUGUAAAAGCAAUAAAAGAACAGUCAUGCAGAUUAAACAAGCUAGCUAACACUACCUGGCCGUCAAGUGAAACAGGACAGCUUUAUGGUUAUCCUAAAGUUAGGAACUUUUUCCAUUUUAAGAAGUUACAACACUUGUGUAAAACACUUUUGCUAUCUUAAGUUAGGAUAAGAACAUUGACUUAGGAUAGGAACCAUUAAUCUGUAAUGACUAUUUUCCUAAAUCAGAUCCUAACUGUAAUUACCACGGUUACCACACAGUUAAGAUAUGAUUUGCAAGUUACAAAGUUUCUGUAAAAUGGCCCGUUAUCUAUCUGAGCCCCAUACCAGGGUAUGAGUUUGUUUUCUACCACGUAGUAGGAUACUAGUCCCUACUUUGUCACUACAGUAGGGAUCUAAACAUAAUUUUAUCACUGUUUUACAGUUUUAGUUAUCUAUCACGACAGUCUUAAUUCUACCACCGUUCUAAGGCUCUAGACUCUAUUAUCAUAUGCCACUGUACUAGGGUGGUAGUCCCUAUGAACUAGGGUUGUAUUCUCUACCUGACCACUUCAACAGGGCUCUAGCUGGUAAUUACCACUACAGUAGAAUCUAAACAUGGUGAUACCAUGUUAAUGUUAAGGUUCUAGUCUGUGCUCUACCAGUGUUUUACGAUUCUAAUCCCUAUUCUGUCACUACACUAGGGUUAGUCUCAGUUCUUGGGUUGUAGACCUAAUUUUGGUACAGUAAGGCUCUAGUCCUGAUUUUACCCCUAUAUUGAUAUUAUAAUUCAUAUUCUACCACUAUUUAUGGCCUCUUGUCUAUUCUACCUCUGUUUUAGGCUUUUAGUCCCUGAUACCACUAUUACAGGGUUCCUGGACAUAUUCUACCGCUAAGGUAAAGUUCUAGUCCCUAUUCUACCACUAUACUAGGGUUCCAGUCUCUACUGCACCACUAAUCUUGGGUUUUACUCCCUGUUCAACCACUAUAAUAGGGACCUAUUCCCUGUUCUACUAAUAUUCUAGGGGUUUUAAUUCCCAUGCUUCUACAAGAGGAUUUUCGUCCCUACUAUACCACCACUGUGGGAUUUGUGCCCCUAUUCUUCCAUAGUAUUGGGGCUCUGAUUCCUGUCCUGUCACCACAGUAGGGUUUUAGUUUCUAUUCUAUCAUUACAAUAGGGUUCAACUCCCUGUUGUGCAAAUGCAGUAGUGUUAGUCUCUAUUGCACUGUUAUGCUUGAGUUUUAGUCCCUAUUAAACCGCUACAGUUGGGUGUUAGUCCCUAUUGUACCAUCUCAGUAGGGUUCUAGUCCCUAUUUUACCACUACAUUAGAACUGAAGGUCCUAUUCUGUAAGAAUAAUAGAGUUUUAGCCUCUGUUGCACCACUUUUAUGGGAUUUUAGUUCCCGUUCUGCCAUCUCAGUAGGGUUCUAGUCCCUCUUUCACCAAAAAUAGGGCUGUAGUCCCCUGCCUGGUGAAGGUCAUGGGUUCUGUCCCUCAUGUCUGAUGUUUGCACUGCCCCCCUAAACCCCCAUUCCAUCCCACCACCACCACCCUCCACUCCUAAUGCCUGCCCCAGUGGCCCUCCGUCCACCCACUCCCCAACCACAACCCCAAACCUCCGAUCCCUCUUCCACACUGACAGUCCAUGAAAUGUCUUCCCUUAACAUUGGCGGUGGUUUAUAAAAACGGAGGUUCAACAAUAACAUUGUUUCUAAUGGUGACAGUAUGUCAUACUUGUAAAUGAUGUUUAUCUGUCAUGCCUAGUCAAAUAAUUUAAACAAUAAAAAGAGGGAUUUUUUAAAUGUCUAUAAUAUCUGAAAGUCCCUCCAAUGUGUAGUACUGGUGUUACUGUUGUUGUAGUGUAUGUGAUAUACCCCAAGGGGAUUGUGUUACUUUUUAAGAUAAUAAAAUAACAAUGUUUGGUUAC